Messenger RNA from Scophthalmus maximus (turbot), 1342 nucleotides. It is a transcript of the gene plgrkt, whose product is annotated as plasminogen receptor, C-terminal lysine transmembrane protein. Gene Ontology annotation, cellular component: plasma membrane. The record is from RefSeq and is a predicted model, not a curated record. NCBI's taxonomy places the organism in Eukaryota, Metazoa, Chordata, Actinopteri, Pleuronectiformes, Scophthalmidae. Gene Ontology annotation, biological process: positive regulation of plasminogen activation. The coding region runs from base 204 to 653 and encodes 149 amino acids. The transcript has 5 exons.
CACAUGACAUUGGACGAAGGGCAGAUAGGAAGUGUGACAGUUGACUGUUUUCAAGGAGGUGGUGGACUUUCUUUUGUAUUGAUAAUUGAUGUUGACGUGCCCGCUUCAACCUCGUUAUUCCCGUCUCCGUGACGAGCACCGUCACUGUAGUUAGCUUAGUAUAUUCGGUCAGCUGUGAGGAGGAGGUCACCACCAGCACCACCAUGGGGUUCCUCCUGUCCAAGUCCAUGGAUGCAAACUUCAAGAAGCAGCAGGAGUUCAUGCUGCACAACGCCCGGCUGCAGAUGGAGCGUCAGAUCCUGAUGCAGAACCAGAUGAGGGAGAGACAGUUGGCGAUGCAGAUCGCCUGGUCCAGAGAGUUUCUCAAAUACUUUGGCACUUUCUUCGCAGUGACAGCAGUGGGUCUCGCCGCCGGCGCCGUUAAAAAAAGGAAACCGGCCCUGUUGGCUCCCAUCGUUCCUCUCAGCUUCAUAUUUGCCUACCAGAUGGACAGCGCCUACGGGACACUUAUUUAUCGUAUGAGAGGGGAGGCCCAGAGUAUCUUGGCGUCUGAACAGGACCGUCUGGACUUGCCUCACGGGACGCCGACCUUCGAUAGCAUAGAGAAGGCCCGCCGCGCUAAAAGCCACCUCGGCUCCUUCUUGGAGAAGUGACGAGUUGGUUGUUAGAGAGAAAAUCUGAAUCGUCCGGUCAACGCAUUCACCCGUGCUGCUUUUCCAUUAUUCAAAAAAAAAAAAGACAAAACAAUAUCCAAUACUAGAUGCCUUUUUAAAAGUGGUUGAGUCCUUGUUUUACAUUGAUGAGCUGCCAUGAACCUGACGUUUGUUCAAACGUUUGCAUUUGAUUCGUACAGAUUCCAUGGUACACUGAGACUCAUGUCACAGUCUUUCCUCUGCAUGAAGUCAUGUGACCACUCUAAGACCCCAGAACACUAGCACGUAAAUGUUAAUGUUUCCAGGCAAGUAACUGGAACAAUCAAAUUGUGUCGGCAGCUGGAACAGAUCAGACAACCAAAGUAUUCAAAGAGAUAGAGCUUUAAUUUUGAAGAUCGUUCAAAUGGCAGACAUUAGUCCACAUUCUUAUCAAUUCAAACUACAUCACAAUACUUUUUUAUCAUUGAAGUUCAUUUGCCAAGGUUGAAUUUGGCUGCUAAGGAGCCAAGCUUUAGUUUGCACUGGUGCUCCUGUAACUUUUGUCGUUAUUUUCAUGGAGUAUUCAAAUUAUGUAAAUUUAUCGAGGUGCUGAUAUUUAUGCAUUAUGUAUUCAGAAACAUUGUAAAUCGUGUUUGGCAUCAUGGUUACAAUAUUUGUAAAAAAAAAAAAAAAAAAAAUCAGAAAGACAA